Styela clava is the source of this 4164-nucleotide messenger RNA. Its product is annotated as krev interaction trapped protein 1-like. Gene Ontology annotation, cellular component: cytoskeleton; plasma membrane. The record is from RefSeq and is a predicted model, not a curated record. Gene Ontology annotation, molecular function: protein binding. NCBI's taxonomy places the organism in Eukaryota, Metazoa, Chordata, Ascidiacea, Stolidobranchia, Styelidae. Gene Ontology annotation, biological process: negative regulation of angiogenesis; regulation of establishment of cell polarity; cell redox homeostasis.
UUUGGAGGCGUGAUCGCUGGGCGUGGCUUCACUAUUUAUAUCAGCAUUUCCGAUUUGGGGAGUUUAGAGUUAGUGGAUCGACGUCUAGGUUUCGAAGUAGCGGAGUCGUUAAAUGCGAAAUAGCUUGGGAAAUGACUAAACUAUCGGACAAUGUAUUUAUUGCCUUACUGCGACCGGUAACUAUUGCCAAACCUUCGUCAAAAACUUUCAAAUCAAAAGAUUAUGAAAUUUUCAUGAUUUCAAGCCAAGAAGCUUCUGAUAAAGAAAGUAAAAGAUGGACGAUGCCUUGUCUCUUCAUUCCAGUAACUCACUCAAAGCCUCAACAUAUUCAGAGAGUUAUUGAUCAUUCAUUCAAGGUUACAAAAGAAGCAAGUUUGACAAACACAGGCGUGAAAGUCAGGAGAGUCAUUAAAGCAAAGAAACAAAAAAUUCAGCUAAAAGGUUCAACACAAGAAAUAACUUUGUUUGUUGUUCCAACUUCUGCUAAACAUGAUCCAAUUCCUGAUAUGGAGAAUCCAUCCCUGAGACCAGAUGGAUUCCGGUGUCUUCAUGAAACACAGAGAGAAAUACAUGAUCAUCCACAAAGAUAUCAAGACAGUACCAGACAAAUUUUAGAGGCCUUAGACAGAUGGUUGAAACGACAGCAGUCAAGGCCGAUGGCAUUGCAAGCUUUAUUCCGACCUAGUGCUCUGGACAGAAUACAAGAGAACAUCACAAAUCCUGCUUAUGUUGCUGAUGAAUCUAGAGACUGGAGGCUUCUUGAGAACAAAAUAUCACCGGAUCAAGCAAUGGAAAGAAUGUUGAAAUUCAACAAAUGUGAUAUCGUUGUUUUUAAUCCUAUGUUUGGAUCAGAAAUAAAUCCACAUAAUAAGGUUGAUCUUGUUAUAAUGAAUCCAUUCUUUGGACAAGGACCUCCAAGUUAUGAUCAAAUUAAGAUACCUGAUCGUGAAGAUUGGUUUAAAGGAAGAGAACUAAGUGAAGAAAACAGAGAACUAAGUUGGGUGGAUGAGUUUCCAUUGCACAGAGCAGCAGCAGAUGGUGAUCUACAAACUAUUGAUGAAAUUCUUAAAACUGAUUCUAGUAGAGCAAGUAACUGGGACCAUGAUGGUUGGGCUCCUGUACAUUAUGCUUGCUGGUAUGGUAGAACAGAUGCCUUCAAACUUCUAGUACAAAAAGAUGAUAGAUGUGAUCCUAACUUGAGAAACAGAAAUCAGACAAGUCUUCUGCAUCUUGCUGCAGGUUGUGGACAUCCAGAUAUUAUCAAGAUUCUCUUGGAUCAUCCUUUCAUUGACAGACAUGCCGUAGAUAAGGAAGGACGAACUGCUCAAGAAUGUUGUGAACAGAUAAGAUCUAGAGAUUGGCACAAAUGUUCUCAGUUAUUGAAAGAUGGGAUGAACAGACCUUAUCAGAAACUAAAAAUUCACAAAAUGGAUGGCUCUGAAAAGAUUCUUGAACUAAAACAUGGAAGCAACACAACAAUGCAGGAUGUUUUGGAUUUGAUGGGAUUACCUGAUGAUGUCACAAAAUGUUUUACACUGUGGAUUGCUUCAAAAAGUUUGCAUCUUCAGCUAAAACCUGAACACAGACCACUUAUAGAAAUCAAGAAAUGGCCGAACGUUUUGCAAAGAUUGAGUGGAGUUCGAUCAUCUGAACUUGUAAAAGAAGUUCCCAAGAUUUAUUUAAGAAGAGAUGCAAAACUUUUGCCGAGUGUCGAAGAAAAUGUAACAGAUCACAUGGCAAUCCUGUUAUUGUACGAAGAAGCGAAAGUUCAAUUCUUGCAAGGGAUGUAUCCUUGUUCUGAUGAGGUCGCUGUGGCGAUGGCUGCCAUAACAACCAGAAUCACAUAUGGGCCUUUUGACUCAAAGAAGCAUAAAAUCUUCACUGAUACCAAUAUGACAAAACUUCUCUCUCCUAUGAGACUAAGAAAUAAAAAUGUUAAUUGGACGCAGAGAAUUAUCAAUGAAUACAAAGAACUCACAGAACAAGGACCCACUGAAAUUCAUGAACUGCAACUACUCUAUAUGAGAUAUUGUUGGACACAAAUACCAGCAUAUGGUUGUGCUUAUUUUACUGGUUAUGCAACAGCUACAAGACAACAAGGUCCUGAUCGACUGCAAAGAAUUGUACCUUUGUAUAUUGGUGUCAAUUAUCGAGGAUUGUUUUUCAUAAAAGUUGAAAAUCGGGCACUUCUGGUAUACGUCAGUUAUCAUUCGUUGUCAUGGGAACUGGUCGAGGAAGAAGAAAUCUUUCGAAUCAGCGCUAACAACGAUAAAAUAGCGAUGAUAAUCCACACACCCCAGGCUGCACUCGUGUGUACUCUCAUGUCGAAAUUGAGCGUCGGUGUUGGAUAACGAGAAUUGGAUCUAAAAAAAUGAUGAUGAUUAUAACAAUUAUUUGCGAAUCAAUGAAGGCCAGGUUCAAAGUUCACGGAUAUCUUACACUACGUUUUUAUAUGCCCUCCAACCCGAACAAGGCUCUGUAUAAGCAAUACCUGUGGCUAAUAAGCUUCUUAUUUUAGCAGGACAGGAAUCUUGGCGAUUCGGCUUUGUCUACCAACUACAAUACGCCAUGGGCGAGGAGUCGAGAGUUAUUUUAUUUGUCAUUUUAGCAAUCAAAAGGUUUCAACAUAACGUUGGUCUAGUCCAGCGUUUCCCAAACUGUUUUCCGCGGAACAGUAGUGUUCCGCGAGCGUCUUCGAAGUGUUCCGUGGAAAAGAAAUCAAAAAUACGUCCAAAAGGGUCGCCCAACUGACCGUUCGAUGUAGCGUCAGUGGCAUUUUCGUUAACCGUCGGGUCUAGCUUUUUGACUGUAAAGUUCAUUAUCAAGUUUACAGCAAUCCUUCUGGUUUUGCUAUCGUCAAACAAGGAGGUCUAAAGAAUAGAUGUUCAGAUGGUAAACUCUUUAUCCUUCAUCUCUGCCUGGUUUUACUUUGGAAUGCUGAAAAAUUUACUCAUUUUCGCUAAACUCUAUUCAGUAGAAAAAUAAACUGCAGGGCUGCAGCUCGCGAAAUUGCGACAAAUAAUCUACUUUUAUCUCUAUUUGACGUAAGAUUAGAGGCAAACACUACCGGUACGCAAUGGAAAGUAAACGACAUAGGAUGGUAAAAUAAAUGAAUUGUUUCAUAUACACAACGCUAAAAUUGAGAAACAUUUAUAAUAAAUGCAAUAUGUAAAAUAUUCAAUCAUAUUUUAGGUAUGUUUAACACAAUUAUGUUAGUUUUCGCGCAUUUGGAAACUCCCCACGAGAACUCAUUGGGAACCGCAAAAUGACACCCUUUUUCUUCAUCAAUUUUACCCAUUCCUUUUUUGGUGUUCCGCGAGGCGAGAUAUAAAGUGUAAGUGUUCCGUGGCCAAAAAAGUUUGGAAAACGCCGGUCUAGUCUAUCCAAUAUGCCAUAGGUUCUCAGAGUGCCUCAUACGGAGCCCCAGGGCUCCCAUGGAAAAAAAAAAUAGUUGCUGCGUCAGAUUUUUGUUUACUUAUCAAAAUACUGACUCCCCUAAUUUUGUAACUGUCCAAACAAGCAAUAACGGCAUUAAUAAAAUUUGACAACGGUAUCGUCGAAACGGGACAACAAGGCGGUGAUUCAAAUAUGACAUUAUCUAUAAGUUUCAAUGGAUUUUCGAUCAUUCAAUUACCGCUUUUUGUCUCAUUUCGACUCUACUUUAUCGAUAUGUUUGUCAAGUGUCAAACUUAAUACUCGGUACGUGAAUAAUGGUCAAUCCCCUCACGUGCUUCAUAGAAAUAACACGAAAAGUUUGAGAACCCCCGCCAUUAGGCCAUCGCACAGACAGAAAGCAUAGCUAAAUUACAAUGGUGAAGCGGAGAAUUAACUGGUAAAAAUGGUUCAAUAUUUUAGUUAUAGUAAUUUAAAAUUUGACAACUUUGUUUCAAUCCACCUCUGCCCAAGUUUAACAAAUUGGUGAGGCCGCAAAAUGAGCUGUGAUCUGACUGUUUUGAAAUAAAUCGUGACGAACACCACAAUUUUUUCAUUUCAAGUACAUCUUUUUGUACCCAAAUGGAUUUUAUUUUGUUAUUGUAUUUUCAGCUGCUAUUGAACUAUUUUAGCAAACUUAUUUUUUUCUUUAUAAUGAUGUAUUUUGAGUUUUUUUAUACUUUUCGUUACCUUUAUUAUGUGACAUUGCAAUAAACAUAUUAUCAAGACUUG